CGGAUGUUUAGGGGUUUCUUUUUUAUCCCGAUCCGGCCCGUGCCGGAACCUCUAAAAGAGCGCUCUUGGCUACCACCGCCACGGGGCUUCGCAAUCCUCUCUCGCCGCUCCUCUCCGCUUCGCAUCCUCUCGCCGAAGAACUCAGCCGGAAACAUCGUCGGGGUUUGUAGGGAGUUCAAUCCUCCGCAGCUAUGUCGGUCACAGCCGGAGUUAGCGACGCCGUGAUCGCCAUCCGAGACAAGCUCCGGGGAAAGAUCGGGCAGACCAAAGUCAAGAGGUACUGGCCUGGAAAAGCUCCGGAAUGGGCAGAAGAUCUCGAUGAGGACGAGGACAUCAGGGCCUCCAAGUUGGCUUCUCUCGAGAAGGCCUUCCCUAUUCGGGAAGAUGCGGAUGUGCCACAGAAGGAUGACCGUCGGCUGAGGCGUCUCGCCGAGCUCCGAGCAGAGAACAAGGAGGAGGUGAGGAAUGAUCACAGGAGGAUACGGCAAGCUGAGAUUAUCUCGACGAUCGAGGAGGAGAAUGACAGGCAGGAAAGGUUGGAGAUGGAAGAGGAUGAUGAGGAUGCUAUUGAGGAGAGGAGGCGUAGGAUUAGAGAGAAAUUGCUACAGAGAGAGCAGGAAGAAGCUGCUCUUCUCCCUAUAGAAGAGGAGGAAGAAGUAGAAGAGGAGGAGGAGGAGGAGGAAUCUGAGUACGAGACAGAUUCUGAGGAGGAGCAACUGGGUAUUGCAAUGGUGAAGCCAGUCUUCAUUCCCAAGUCUCAGCGGGAUACAAUCGCAGAGCGUGAGAGAAUUGAGGAGGAGGAAAGGCGACUCGAGGAGUUAGUGAAGAAGAGGUUGGAUGAGAGAAAGGUUGAGACCAAGCAGAUUGUAGUGGAGGAGAUUAGAAAGGAUGAAGUGAUUCAAAAGAAUUUGGAGGCGGAAGCAAACAUCUCAGAUAUUGACACCGACGAUGAUAUGAAUGAGGCUGAAGAGUAUGAAGCUUGGAAGACUAGGGAGAUUGCAAGAAUCAAGAGAGAAAGAGAGGACAGGGAAGCUAGAUUGAAGGAGAAGGAAGAGAUCGAGAAGGUUAGGAAUAUGACUGAGGAAGAGAGGAGGGAAUGGGAAAGGAAGAAUCCGAAGCAACUUCCUGUGCCGAAGCAGAAGUGGAGGUUUAUGCAGAAGUAUUAUCACAAGGGUGCCUUCUUCCAAUCUGGUGUUGAUGACAUUGCAACAACAGCAGGUACAGAUGAUAUCUUUCGGCAAGAUUUCUCUGCACCGACUGGCGAAGACAAGAUGGAUAAGAGCAUUCUGCCUAAGGUCAUGCAAGUGAAGCACUUUGGACGAAGUGGAAGGACCAAGUGGACUCAUCUUGUUAACGAGGAUACAACUGAUUGGAAUGCCCCGUGGAGUAUGAAUGGUCCACUUCGAUCCAAGUACAAUGCAAAAAUGGCAGGGAUGAACGCACCAAUCGAAAAACCAAAAGGAAGUAAGAAGUUGAAGGACUGGGAGAUGAAGUAGAUUCUUGUUACUCUUCUAGUGUUUUAUAUGGCAAAAGUAGUUUGAGUGAUCUUACUCCAGGAAACGUGAUACUAUAUUUGUCUCUGGAUGUUUUCUAAGCUGCAUGCUGGCUGGCUGACUUGGAAACCCUAACUAUCAAUUUCACUGUCCGACUAGAAAUCCUAAAUAUUAUUUUCAUUUUAUAAGCUACCUGAACGUGUAAUUCUCGGUCUGUUUCAAUUUGCAAUGGAUCUGCUGCCUUGAUGGCCUGUAGCGGGUGUAUCCUUUCAUGGACUUGAAUGCAUAGUCGGAGUUGAAUUGCUA
This is a messenger RNA of Zingiber officinale, 1799 nucleotides long. RefSeq names its product microfibrillar-associated protein 1A-like. Gene Ontology annotation, biological process: mRNA splicing, via spliceosome. Gene Ontology annotation, molecular function: RNA binding. The transcript is spliced from 3 exons. The coding region runs from base 192 to 1496 and encodes 434 amino acids. The record is from RefSeq and is a predicted model, not a curated record. Gene Ontology annotation, cellular component: U2-type spliceosomal complex. NCBI's taxonomy places the organism in Eukaryota, Viridiplantae, Streptophyta, Magnoliopsida, Zingiberales, Zingiberaceae.